Molecule: messenger RNA, 1005 nt
Organism: Triticum turgidum subsp. durum (durum wheat)
Lineage: Eukaryota; Viridiplantae; Streptophyta; Magnoliopsida; Poales; Poaceae
Source: the annotation of a GenBank genome assembly
AUGGAGCAGCAAUUCAUCCAUUUCGGCGCCACCACCUCCUCCACCAGCAGCUUCUACAGCACACCCACGCCCACGCCUCCUCCUCCCGAACAAGCUCAAGCUGCUGCAACCUUGGCCUCCUCCACCCCCGACUACCACACCAGCUCCUCACCCAUGUCGUCGGCCUUCGACAUGGGCGACACCGACGACAUGCACCUCCUCAACACCCUCCUCCUCCACAUGUCUGGCUCUGGCACCGCUGCUUCUUCCCACCAUUACGCCUUCGACCUCCACAUGGACGUGGACGUGGAGCCUUCCUCCUCUUCAACAAGCUCCUCCUCCUCUUCCUACUCCUCCUCCGACCACCACCACCAGCAGCAGCAGCAGGGGAUGCCAGCCACCACAACUGCUAAGCGCCGUGCACCGCAGCAGCUGCACCCCGCGGCCACCAAGGGCCUCAUCGGCGUGCGCAAGCGGCCCUGGGGCAAGUUCGCCGCGGAGAUCAGGGACUCCACCCGCAAGGGCGCCCGCGUCUGGCUCGGCACCUUCAACACGCCCGAGGCCGCCGCCAUGGCCUACGACCAGGCCGCCUUCUCCGUGCGCGGGGCCGCCGCGGUGCUCAACUACCCCGUCGACCGCGUCCAGGAGUCGCUCCGCACGCUCGCGCUCCGUCCCGACGUGCCGGGAGGCUCCCCCGUCCUGGCCCUCAAGCGCCGCCACUCCAUCCGCAAGCGAUCCCCCAACAAGGCCAAGAAGACUGCUACUCUUCUGGCGCCCACAAAGAUGAUGAUCAACGACUCCGCGGCCGCGCCGGUGCAGCAGCAGUCGGCGGCGGCAUGCGCGGGCGUGGUGGAGCUGGAGGACCUUGGCGCUGACUACCUGGAGGAGCUGCUCCGGGUGUCCGACGAGCCGUCGGCUUCAUCGACCACCAUGGUGAUGGGGGCCUUUGAUCAUCAUCACCAUCACCAUGUCGACGACCAAUCGGCGCUCGCCAACACGGCGCCCAUGCUGUUCCCUCAUUGCUAG